Etheostoma cragini (Arkansas darter) is the source of this 4690-nucleotide messenger RNA. It is a transcript of the gene ptbp1a, whose product is annotated as polypyrimidine tract binding protein 1a. The transcript is spliced from 16 exons. Bases 237 to 1973 code for a protein of 578 amino acids. Gene Ontology annotation, cellular component: nucleus. The record is from RefSeq and is a predicted model, not a curated record. Gene Ontology annotation, biological process: regulation of cell differentiation; regulation of RNA splicing; mRNA processing. NCBI's taxonomy places the organism in Eukaryota, Metazoa, Chordata, Actinopteri, Perciformes, Percidae. Gene Ontology annotation, molecular function: mRNA binding.
ACCUGAACACUCCAUAUGAUGUUCUGGAAAUUUGCCGCGGCCUCCUUUUUUCCGCAAAAAUGAUAGCCGUCUUGCCCAAUCGCGACUCAAGUAGAAGCUUGUCCCCGCCUGUUUCUGGCUCUUGAAAGUGCCUGGACUAAUCAGCGCUCGCCUCCGUGUGUUCAGCCAUUUUGUAAGAAAAUCAAGCAAGUCUGCCGCCCUACCUUCGCUUCAGACCUCCAGUUUUUUCUUGUGCAAUGGACGGCCGCCUAGACGCUGACUUGUAUCCUCUGGGAUCCGGCUACGUCCCUGAAAUUGAAGGUGUCCAUGACAUAUCAGUUGGCACAAAGAGGGGAUCCGACGAACUCUUUUCUUCUUGCAUAUCCAACGGGCCCUAUAUCAUGAAUGCAGCCAAUGGCAACGACAGCAAAAAAUUCAAAGGUGACGUCCGCAGCCCUGGUGUUCCGUCACGAGUGGUCCAUGUACGCAAACUGCCCAACGACAUAAAUGAGGCUGAAGUUAUUGGCCUGGGACUGCCCUUUGGGAAGGUCACUAAUCUGCUGAUGCUGAAAGGGAAAAACCAGGCUUUCUUGGAACUGAACAGCGAGGAGUGUGCACAGACGAUGGUGAGCUACUACUCCUCUGUCACCCCUGUCAUCAGAAACCACCCCAUUUACAUGCAAUACUCAACCCAUAAGGAGCUUAAGACGGACAACUCCCCCAACCAAGUGCGUGCACAGGCAGCUCUGCAGGCGGUCAAUGCACUGCACGGCGGUGGGAUGGGAGGCAUGGCCAUUCCUGCAGAUGUAGCUAGCAUGGGAGGAGCAGGGUCGCAAAGCCCUGUACUCAGAGUCAUAGUGGAAAAUCUCUUCUACCCCGUCACCCUGGAUGUCCUACACCAGAUUUUCUCAAAGUUUGGCACCGUGCUGAAAAUCAUAACUUUCACUAAGAACAACCAGUUCCAGGCUCUGAUCCAGUAUGCUGAUGGCUUAACAGCUCAGCACUCCAAACUGUCUCUGGAUGGACAGAACAUCUACAAUGCCUGCUGUACCCUGAGAAUCAGCUUCUCCAAGCUCACCAGCCUCAAUGUCAAGUACAACAAUGACAAGAGCAGGGAUUACACCCGACCUGACCUCCCCAAUGCGGAUUCACAGCCCUCCAUUGACCAUCAGACCAUGGCUGCUUUUGCUGCUCCAGGCCUAAUCUCAGCCUCUCCUUAUGGUGGAGCUCAUGCCUUUCCCCCAACCUUUGCCAUCCAGCAGGCAUCAGGUCAGUACUAUACAGUACAAGGGUUGUCGAUGCCUGGUAUUCCUGGCCUGGCGUCCCUAGGCCAUGGUGGCAUGGCGGCUGCUGCAGCGGCCGCUAGCCGCCUCGGCCUAUCAGGGCUUACGGCCUCUGGGGGCCACCAUGUGCUGUUGGUCAGCAACCUGAACCCUGAGAGCGUUACGCCACACUGCCUCUUUAUUCUUUUCGGUGUGUACGGCGAUGUCAUGAGAGUGAAGAUCCUGUUUAAUAAAAAGGAGAAUGCUCUGAUCCAGAUGUCUGAUAGCACACAGGCUCAGCUAGCUAUGAGCCACCUGAAUGGCCAGCGUCUCCACGGCAGGGCUAUGCGUGUGACAUCAUCAAAACACACCACAGUGCAGCUGCCCAGAGAAGGCCACGAGGACCAGGGCCUCACAAAGGACUACAGCAACUCACCGCUGCACCGUUUCAAGAAGCCUGGCUCCAAAAAUUACUCCAACAUCUUCCCACCCUCUGCAACACUCCACCUCUCCAACAUACCGCCUUCUGUGGUGGAGGAUGACCUCAGGAGGCUUUUUGCCAGCUCAGGAGCCACAGUCAAGGCCUUCAAGUUCUUUCAAAAGGACCGUAAGAUGGCCCUGAUCCAGAUGGGCUCAGUCGAGGAGGCAAUUGAGUCCCUCAUCGAGUUCCACAACCACGAUCUGGGAGAGAACCACCACCUUCGAGUGUCCUUUUCAAAGUCCACCAUCUGAGUGCCUUUGCUUCCUCCCUCCAAGUCUAUUGCCAUCUGAAUGCUACUUUUGUCGAGGUUGCUUUCAGUGGAACAGGCCACCAUUACAUGUAUAUGGCUGUGGUUCUUUGCAGAAUGUUGCUCCCUUCACUGUUCUUAAUCAUUCCGUCAUCAUUAGGUUUGGGCAUCACAUUUUAAUUGUUUUUUCAGUCGAGUUCUGGUUCCAGUUUUGUCAUAAAUUACCAAAAUAUGUUAAACGUGCAGCAUUAUUUUCUUGAUUGAAGCUGUGAUAAACAGUAAUUCAGCAUAAAAUGCAAGGUAUGUCUAUAUGCCACGCAUAAAUGGAUUGUUUGUCUUUUACACUUGUAUGAAUGGGUCCUGCCAACAUUAGUUGAUACUGGGACAUAGUGAUUUUGACCAGGAUUUUUCUUGCAUUCUUGUACCAUGGUGCAGUAUGUUAUACAAUUUUUGCUUAGUGGUUACAGUUUUCUGGUAUUGCUACUCCCUUUUUGUGAAGUUUAGCUACAUGUUUAAGCGGUAGGUCCUGCCUGUAAUGAUCGACACUACUCACGGGCAUUGGCGCAAAUGUAACCAUCAAGCUAAGCUAAUGGUCACAAACUUAUUUUAGAAUCAGUAAAUGGAAUCAGUGUAUUUCUUGUUCCAGUUUAGUACAGAGUUCUUGGUACUCAAACCAAAUCAUUAAUUUGUUCCAUCUUAAAGUUUCAAGUGGGACCCUGGGAAAGGGGCAACAUUCUGCUAUGAAACAUAUUCUUGCAUUGGAGGUGAGGUAGGGGCAGCUGAACUGUCACUUUAGACCAAAUCGCUUAAUAAAAAGACACCCUCCACCACAGAUGUAUGCUUAUGUGGAUGAAUCCUAUCCACACCAGACACACUUCUGCAUUCCUUUUACUAUGAUAGUCAUGUGGAUAUAUGUGUGCCUUUUUUUGAAAUGCCACUUUGUACCUGUUUGGCCAGUCAGAAACGGUUUAAUACAAAGGAUUUUGUUUUGGCUAAUAGCCCACCAAGCAAUUUAUUUCCCAGUAUCCAUUUUGAUUUUAUCUUCUUGUAACUACCCGCCUAUUUGCUUUGGGGGAUCCAUACCACUGUCUAAAGUCCUUCAAUAAGGAUGCAUAUUUCUUUCAAUCUCUGUAUCUGCGGUCUUGUGCCUUACUUUGCCCCAACCAGAUUGCCUUAAGCAUUGCUCUGGCUUUAUUUGGAUGAUCAGUGGCUCGCAAAAUGCCUUUUUUAAUUUCUUGUGGUAUGUACCAGCACUGUCAAAAUAGGUGGGGGGAGUGGCUCAUCCAAUCUUCUGUUUAUUCUUAAACCCAAAUGUUUAUCUUUGGAUUUGUAUGCAUAUAUCCCCUAUUAUAUGUAUGUAGAAACUAUGAAUGUAAGUCAGUUAGAUGCCUAAUAUCCCUGCUAGGUGGCGUAGGUCUGAUAGGUGUAUCUGUGGCAGGAUUUAGAGCUGCGUCCAGCCUUCCUGGCUUACAGUCCCCACUCACCUCCAUUUAGUCCUUUCUCAGUAGGGACAAUGGUGUUCGGGGUGUCAUUUAAUCAUUUAUUCAUCUAUACGUGGAUGACUAUAUAUUCAUUUAUCUUCUUUUUAAUGUUAGUAUUUACAUGUGUAUCUCUUCUAAGCUUACUGAGACCUAUAUGUAGUGGCUGGGUUUGAUCACAGUGCCUUGACUCCUUGAGUUUUCAUUCUGAGGCUGAGACAAAUUCUGGCCUGGUGGCCCAGUUGACUUUGUUUACCUCUCGGUCAGGUGUUUUCUUUCUAGUCUGCAAAGAUGCCGGUAUCCCAUUAUAUUCAGGAACUUCUACCUUUUGAGAGGGCAUCUUGGAGAUAUUUUCCGCUGAAAGUAACAGUCCUGGACUGUGUAUAAAAAAAAAAAAAAAAACAGCAAACAUAUUUUUUUUUCUUCUUAAAUUCAGGAUAACAGGAUUACAAGGUGAGAUAGCCCUCGCCUGUUCCUGUCUGUGUCCCCUUGCACCACAGUCGGGUCCUGUAGUGCACUUUUCCUCAGUGAUUGAUCAUCACGCUCAAGUCUUAAACGUUGUCACAUUCCUGAGUGCCUCAAGCACCAGUUUCCACAGCCUCGACCACUGUAGUUUUGGACCAGAUACAGAUGCGCUCUGUCUCUAUUUUUGUAAAAGAUUAUUAUGCAUGGUUUAACGAAGCUUCAUGUAGCUACAGGCGGUUAUUGCUGUUAAGGACCAAAGUAUCUUCUACCCCUGCUGUUUUGUAGUGACUUCUAAAGGUUUUUUUUCCCCCGUUAUGUACACAAGGCUUCAGUUUCCAUCCCCCGUUUCUCAGAUGCCUUGGACAAAUGUCACAUGAAGUUAAAAUAUCUUUCAGCCUAUACUGUAUAUUGUAUCUCCUUUUUGUUGGAUUGACUUUACAAAGAGCCUACUUUGGUAGAGAUUGCUUUAGAUGGGAUGCUUGAUUGAACUGCAGUCCUAGCUAUGAUGUUUUUGUAGAAGAGUAAAAUCCCUUUCAUUUUUUAGUUUAAAGCUUUUAUUUGUCUCCUUUUUAUAUGGGGGUGGGGUUAUUGUAUGAAGCGGGAUUGCUGGUUGUAUAUAUUCAUGUUUUUGUACCACAAAAUCAUUUGGAUUUUAUCCACUUUACGUUCAAAACAUGUAUAUUUUGAUUAAAAACAAUACGCACCUGUUGAGCUCUGCGGAGCUGUAAAAACAAAAAAAACUUUUGUAACACAAUUACAUUAAAUCUAUCUGAACACA